AUAUAUUAAAUGAAAUUAACUCAUGUAUGUGUCAUGGGCAAACAACCGAUGAAAAGAGCAUGAGUGCAAAAUAUCAUAAAAUAAUCAUUUGUAUGUUGUGUUAAUGUAUCCCAGCUUUAGACUGCUUACUCUGUAUAAUGUAAACAGUUGAAAUCAAAUGAUACGUCAGUUAGGCCUAAUUACUGAGAAAAUUAACUGGCAGCAAUUUUGAUAAUUGAUUAAUAGUUUAAAUGAUUUUCAAGAAAAAAUGCCAAAAAUUCACCGUUUCCAGCUACUGAUAUGUGAACGUUUUCUGGUUUUCUUGUCUUAUAUGACAGUAAACGUUACUAUUAUUGGGUUUUGGGCCAUUGGUCGGACAAAACAAACAUUUUGAAUAUGUCAACCUGGGCUGUGGGAAAUCGUGAUCGCCAUUUUUCACUAUUUACUGACAUUUUGUUCACUGUACAAUUAAUGGAUGUAUCAAUAAAAUUAUGGGCAGACAGAAUUGAUGAUCGUUAUUUGCAGCCCUGAUGUCCGCAGGCCCCACACGUGGCCGGGCUCUGUGAUGAUUCAGCAGGAUGACACCUACCUGACCUACCAUAGUGAACCCUAUUGUCAUGCCUCUCUGCCUCACUGUUCACCAGCAGAUCCAACCAUGCCAUUGCAGUUUGUGUACAGCAACCAGGACUUUGUCACAGAUGUGUGUAGGAGCAGUGGAAAUAGUCUUGGGAUGGCAUCUCCUCCAGCAAAGUUUGACACAACCAUCCAAGCCGGCUGGACAGACAGGAUGGACAGGGGACUCUUUCGCUACCAUCUGGGCAAUCUACAAACACGCAUCCUGCCGGGCCCGCAUGGCUAUGUGGCCCAGCUGAAUGUUCAAAGAGGAACAGAGAGAAGAAAGCCUCAGGAGAUACUGAGCAUUCAGCAGGAGUUCAAUGCCAAGCAGUUUAAUUUUAACAAAAUCAGUCCAGAAGAAAUCAUAUUUGAGAUGAUAAAGGACACUGAGGGAAGAAAUGAAAAGGGACAAUUGCAUCAACCCUGCAGGAUGGUUGUGCUGGUCAAUGUCAGCCCUUUGGAGUUUGGGCAUUGUCUCUUUGUUCCAGAUCCUUCACGCUGUUUCCCACAGGUCCUGACGAGAUUCACCAUCCAGGUUGGUAUUGAAUCUGUGCUCCUGAGCUCCGAUGCUGGCUUCCGUGUGGGGUUCAACAGUCUAGGAGCAUUUGCAUCUGUCAAUCAUUUACACCUACAUGGGUAUUACUUGGACCAUGAGCUCAAGAUAGAAUCUAUGCCAGUCAAGCCGCUGGUUCCUGAAAAGGGGUUUUAUCGCUUAUUGGACUUUCCUGGAGGCUUUCUGUUUUACACAGAAUCUGAGUGGGUGGAGAAAGUUGCCAGAGCCAUCUGUCAAGUCACAGACUUUCUUGUGGACUCCAAUAUUGCUCACAACCUGUUCUUGACUAGAGGAUGUCCGCCCUGUGAUCACGUACAGAAUGAAGAGGAUCACUGUUCAAGAAAAGGUGUUCGUAUCGUUGUGUGGCCCAGAAUUUCGUGCUUCGGUGCCAAGGAGGAGUCUGCCUUCAAUGUUGCUCUCUGUGAGCUGGCUGGACAUUUACCAUUUAAGAACAAGAAAGACUAUGAGCUCACUACUGAGAAAGAUGUAAAAGCCAUCAUCCAGAGGUAUCUUCUACCUGAUGCAGAGUUACUCACGUUGGAACAGCAGCUUACUCGUCAUUUCAUGGAUUUAUAAUGCAUGGACAUCAAUGCCUUGUUCAAGCCUGUCCUUUAGUUCAAAUCAACUAGAUCAGAAGCUAAACAUUCUUCACAAUUUCAGUGAAAGGUCGGAAAUGUGUUUUUGUUGACAAGAUCAAGAGAUGUCAGAUGUCAUUAAGAAAAUGAGAGCAUAUCUUCACACUGGAUUAUACUUUGGGAGCUAUGUUGAAUCUUAUUAAAUAUAACAUUGGAUGUGCACAAAAAUACCUUCCUACAUAAAUAUAUUUAUCAAUGAGAAUAUAUUUAAUGGACUAAUGGAUGUGUUGUAUUAAAACUGGUUUCAAAUAAAAUGCCAAAAGUAUUUUAUUCAGAAAUA
Siniperca chuatsi (mandarin fish) is the source of this 2062-nucleotide messenger RNA. It is a transcript of the gene gdpgp1, whose product is annotated as GDP-D-glucose phosphorylase 1. Gene Ontology annotation, molecular function: GDP-D-glucose phosphorylase activity. Lineage: Eukaryota; Metazoa; Chordata; Actinopteri; Centrarchiformes; Sinipercidae. The record is from RefSeq and is a predicted model, not a curated record. Bases 488 to 1723 code for a protein of 411 amino acids. Gene Ontology annotation, biological process: glucose metabolic process. Gene Ontology annotation, cellular component: cytoplasm. The transcript has a single exon.